This is a messenger RNA of Rubroshorea leprosula, 768 nucleotides long. NCBI's taxonomy places the organism in Eukaryota, Viridiplantae, Streptophyta, Magnoliopsida, Malvales, Dipterocarpaceae. The record is from the annotation of a GenBank genome assembly.
CAACACUUCCUACACAAUUCGGAGGUUCCUCCCAAGUCCGAAGUAGCAGCAGCAGCUUUCCUCGCUUUCUUAAAAACUAAAAAACAGAGGAGGCUCUGUCUGUCCCCCAUCUAUAUCUCAAGUCUCAACAAAACAAUACCACCAUGAAGCAAAAGAUGGCAAUUAACGUUUCGAUGAACGGGCAUAAAGCCCGAUCGAAGGCCCUGAAGAUUGCAGUAGGGCUCCCUGGUGUGGAGUCGGCGGCUUUGAAAGGUAACGACAAGAACCAGAUUGAGGUGACGGGCGAUGGGGUUGACGCAGCUCAGCUAACGAUGUUGCUGAGAAAGAAAAUGGGAUUUGCGGAGCUAGUGAGCGUGGCGGCUGUGGGAGGGGAAAAGAAAGAGGAAAAGAAAGAAGAACCGAAGGUGCAGCCUGUGGUUUGGUCGUAUACAACAACACCUUAUUGUGUCUAUGAUGCACCGCCGGCUUGCUCCAUUUUGUGAAGGAAAGAUAUUUGAUGGCAAUAGAGAAACAUAGAUUCAAAAUUUAAGCUUAUAAUUGAAUAUUUUAGAAAUGUUUCAUCUUUGAGAUCAAGAUUAGAGAAAUGCUUCAUCCGUACCUCUUAAUUAGAGAAAAAUAAUUUUAAAAUUAUAUUAUUUCAAUAAAUUUUUAACAAAAUGUAAGGACAGGUCCGAGGUACCAAGACUCGGACUGCUACAGUAACUCCUCUAUGGCCGAAGUGCAGAAUAAACCCAAAGCUUCCCGCUCAAAUAGAUGCAUGGCAAUGAC